Hypomesus transpacificus is the source of this 1583-nucleotide messenger RNA. RefSeq names its product ADP-ribose/CDP-alcohol diphosphatase, manganese-dependent (gene adprm). Bases 266 to 1252 code for a protein of 328 amino acids. Gene Ontology annotation, molecular function: ADP-ribose diphosphatase activity; manganese ion binding; 2',3'-cyclic-nucleotide 2'-phosphodiesterase activity. NCBI's taxonomy places the organism in Eukaryota, Metazoa, Chordata, Actinopteri, Osmeriformes, Osmeridae. The record is from RefSeq and is a predicted model, not a curated record. The transcript is spliced from 3 exons.
ACGUUCGUGAAUGCACUUCCAGUGGUGAACAUGUAACAUUCGCGGUGGUUGUCAAUUGUAGACUGUGACAAAGUAUCCAGCCCUAUCUGGCAGAAACAUGAACACAUCUGAAAGCAACUAAUUGUUACUUAAGAAAGGCAAAUAGAUCACGUGCGGUCUGGCAGGGGUCCAAAAUGUUCGGACAUUAACUGGUUAUUUGGCUGGCUACUGUCGUAAAGUCAACUUUACCAAGUGGAUUCAAAGCAAGAUUUUGUUAAAUGAACAUAUGAUCGGAAUGGAAGGCUGUUCGCAACCAUUGUUUACAUUUGGAGUUAUCGCUGACAUUCAAUACGCCGAUAUUGACGAUGGAUUCAAUUUCAAACGUACACGGAAACGAUAUUAUAAGAGCAGCCUUCGGCUUCUUCGCAAUGCCAUAGAAAGCUGGGAAACGGCACCUGUCAAACCCGCGUUCAUUCUUCAGCUCGGAGACAUUAUCGAUGGCUUCAACAAGAAAUACGACGCGUCGCAUCAAGCGUUGGAAGCGGUCAUGAAAGAGUUCGAGUCAUGUCCAGCGAGUGUUCAUCACGUUUGGGGCAAUCACGAGUUUUAUAAUUUCAGCAGAGAGAGUCUACUGCAUUCCACCCUGAACAGUACGACAUUUUCUGACAGGGGAGGGCGGCCCCCAACUGGUGACAUUUACGCCUACCACUUCAGUCCAGUCCCCGGCUUCCGGUUUGUCCUCCUUGAUGCUUACGACGUAAGCCUGCUAGGGAGAGAGGAGUCAAGUGAACAAUAUCAGCAGGCAAUGACACUUUUGAAAGAGCACAACAGUAAUGAAGAUCUUAACCACCCUCCAGCCUCUUAUGGUCUUGUGCAGAGGUUCGUGAAGUUUAACGGGGGAUUCAGUAAGGAGCAGCUUGAUUGGCUGGAACGAGUUCUGAUACAAGCCGACGAGGCCCACGAGAGGGUCACUGUCCUUAGCCACCUCCCUGUGCACCCUGACUCUACUGACCCAAUCUGCCUGGCCUGGAACUACGACCAACUGCUGUCCAUCCUGCGUUCUCACAGCAGUGUGGUCUGCUUUAUGGCAGGACACGACCACGAAGGCGGUUACCAUAGAGACUCCCAGUCAGGCGUGCAUUACCUUACUCUGGAGGGUGUCAUCGAGACCCCUCCGGACAGAAAUGCUUUUGGAACAUUCUCGGUUUAUCCGGAUGGAAUGAUCCUAAAGGGUUGUGGCAGGAUUUCUGAUAGAGAACUUCUGUUCCCAUGAUGCAUUGAAGGAAUGCCUUGUGCAAGUUUGUAUAUGCUUCAUACCCAAAUAACACAUAUGUGCCUUCCUACCUCAAAGAAUUCAUGGCACUGCUGUGUAAUAUAUCCAUGCAGUGUAGACACAGUGAAAUAGCAUUUGAUUGGAAAAUCAAUAUUAGUCGCUUAAAUAAAGUUUUGAAGUUACCUGUAUAAUUUGAAUUAUUUUUUUAAAAGGGUGAUGAUUAUUUGAAUUGGUUUAGCAAUCUGCUUAGAAUGCUUCAUGAACAAGGCAGCAAUGAAUGAACGUUGCACUGUUAUAUGGACUGUUAAUUAAAUAUUUAUUGAUGAACGAA